AUGGCCGGCCUCAGCAUGAGGUGGGGCACCACCGUGCUGGUGUUCUGCGUCAUCCUCGCCUUGAUGCCCGGCAAAGCUGCAGCAUUCGGCGCAGGCAACAUUCCCUCGAUCGCCCAGGUCGAGGGCCACAAUUGGAGGCAUGGCGAUAUCGAGGACAUGCUCAAGACGGUCGCCUUUCUUCACGGCAAGAAGUGGACCACCAUGAUGGUCCAGAGGACCUACUUUGGAAAUUGGCUCAGGGACUAUUCGCAAGCUGUCGAUGUUGGAAGUCUCAAGGGCGUGAAUGCAGCAACCAUCAGGAUCUUGGUCUGGGUGCUUUCCUUCAUGGCAUUCGGAUAUGCGACUGAGGAGUUCGAGGUCACUGAGGAGCGUCUUGGUGUUUAUCGACCUGAGGAGCACAUCGACAACCCUCUUGGUUAUGCGGACAACAUGGACGCACGCAAAUUCGAUCCCCGGUUGAGAGGUCCCGUCGAAGCUAGAGAAACGGAAAUCGACUCGCGCACUGGUAUGAAGAACUACAUUGCGAAUGAACAGGGAGGAUGGGCUACCAGCGCAGGAUAUUUACGCUUCAGCUUUGCCCGCAGUAUUCAUUAUGGACGGCUGUAUACCAACGGCGCGGGAGGUUCUUCUGGGAAGGAAGCCGACCUUUGCGAAGCUCUUCGAUGUCUUGGCCAGGCUCUACACUGCAUGGAAGACUUCAGCGCCCACAGCAACUAUUGUGAAUUGGCGCUGAUCGAACUCGGGCACCAAGGCGUAUUUCCCCACUGCGGCACAUCAUCUCAGAUCAAUUUGCACGGCAAGCGAGUCUACCCCUUGGUCACUGGCACUUUCGGCGCUGUCGACUUCUUGCACUCGGUCUUGGGAGAAGCUACCGACCACUUCACACAAUCCGAAGUCGAUGAGGUCGAUAUUGCCCUUAAGAAUGCCGAGAAAGGUUCAGGCGGUGGCGCUACCCGGGACCGAGGUCUCUUUGGAUUAUCGUCCUCUGGAGGAGAUGACUUCAUCUCGCUCGUUUCCCAGCUUCCCAGCAUUGGUGGUGGCUUCGCCUCGACAGCUCGGGAUCUUAAGCGGCAAUCGGAAAUGCAGGAGCAGCAGAACAGCCAAGUUCUAUCACGAGGCAAUGCCAACCAAAUCCCCGGCAUGAGCCCGGAUUUUGACCCUGUAGAGACCGCAAGAAAGAUUUAUCCAAUUCUGGAGUUCCGUGAUAAGAUCGUCAAGUCCAUCAACAACACCAUAUCCAAAAUCCCUGGUUUGGAAAAGCUGCUCGAUCACAUCAGCGAGACCUUGACAGCUUUCGUGCUUGGUCUCCUUGCGCCUUUCGUCAGACCGAUCAUUAAUCAGGUUUCCAAGGUCUUAAAGGAUGGCUCCUCCGGGGUCAUCAAUGCCAGCUCCAACUCCCAACUCGAGCCCUGGAAGGACUCUCACUGCACCAAUCCCACCCACUCCAUGCUUUCUAAGGACCAUUUCACAAACAUUCUCAACCCCUGCGCGGGAAGAGUUGCAUCCACCAUCCUGCAAUAUGCCGUUCCGCGAAUCUUGUAUGCGUGGGAGCACCCCGGCGUCCCCGUCGACGAGGUCGUCAACGACGUCCUCCGCGCCUUCCACCACCCUGCUGCGCGUAACGAUCACAUUCAGAUCCAGAAGGACAUGUUCGAGACUGUGCGCCUCUGGGUUAACGAGUAUCCCCGCCGCCACGAGCUUGACCGUGUCCUCGGCUCCGAGUCAGUCAAGAACGGCAAGAACCACAUCCUGACGGGAAGCAACAAAGCCGGUGGUCAUGGCCACUCCCACGGCACCUUUGGCGGAUGGCAAGACGCCCUGGGCCAGGUCGGCCACGGAAAGGUUGCUGGCUCGCUCUGGUCCCAAGUCAAGACCCGAGACCUCGAGGCCAUGGAUGGUCACGAUGGCAGGCCCCAGAACCAGUACAUGUCACAAUCUCCAGCGCCGUCGCCUGCUCUUCCGCCCCCGUCACCCCAGUUUGGAUACAGUCAGUCGAAUCAACAAAGUAGUGGGCAAUACACGGGCGGCCUUGCAGAUGAUUACCUUCGACCCCAAUAUCAGCAGCAACAGUCGAACCAGUACCAGCAACAACCUCCGCCACAGCAAUAUGGUGGUGGCUACGGUGGUCAGCAGCAGCCUCCACCUCAGCAGCAAUACGGCGGCGGCGGCGGCGGCGGCCCUGGUGGCUAUGCUGGCGGCUACGGUGGACCAGGAGGUUAUGGAGGCCCACCACCUCCGCAGCAGUACGGCCAGUAUCCUCCACAAGGUCCUCCGCCGGGCCAGUACGGCCAGCCGCCACCGCCGCCUGGAGGAUGGGGCGGCGGACCGGGCUGGGGUGGACCACAGCCAGGCGGACCCCCGCCACCACCGGGAUACGGAGGCCCAGGCUACGGCCAGCAGCCUCCGCAGCAAUACCCGCCAUAUGGGCAGGGACAAGGGCCCCCGCCGCCGAGGCAGGAUGAUUGGAAUCAGUACCCGGGACAAGGACAUAGGUGGUAA
This is a messenger RNA of Phaeoacremonium minimum UCRPA7, 2499 nucleotides long. RefSeq names its product putative het-c protein. NCBI's taxonomy places the organism in Eukaryota, Fungi, Ascomycota, Sordariomycetes, Togniniales, Togniniaceae. The record is from RefSeq and is a predicted model, not a curated record. The transcript has 2 exons. The coding region runs from base 1 to 2499 and encodes 832 amino acids.